Molecule: messenger RNA, 654 nt
Organism: Stylonychia lemnae
Lineage: Eukaryota; Ciliophora; Spirotrichea; Sporadotrichida; Oxytrichidae
Source: the annotation of a GenBank genome assembly
AUGAUUAAGUCUCAAUAUAAAUUACGUCAAUUAGUUCAAAAGACAAUAUUAGGCCAGAGCUAACAAUCAAAUUUACAUCUUCAGAGAUUAGCUCAGGUCUAAACUUUACUAAGUUAUCAGAGACGUUUCUUGGUUGGAAUGGGUCACCCUCCAGCUUAGGGCAAGAUGUUCUUUUUUUAGAUCGGAGAUUAAAAGGUCAAGGUUCUCGGAAGAGAUGACGAAUGCGUGCUAGAAGUGGCUCACAAUUACAAACUAGAGGAUCACCUGCAAGGUAUCUGCGCAAAAUGUGUGGUAUGCGCCACUUGCCACGUGUACAUUCCAGACGACUUGGUUGAGAAGAUUCCUCAGCCAGAUGAUAUGGAGACCGAGACACUGGAGGACUAGGUCUAAGAUUUCUUGCUUAAGGACACUUCCAGGUUAGGGUGUCAAGUGAGAGUGUCUGAUAUCUACGAGGGCUGCAUCAUUACCAUGCCCUAUUCGUCAUUUAUGGGCAAAACUAUCUACAAUGAAGACUACAGUGAGGUCAAGAGUAACCAUUCAACUAAGUUAAUGAAUGACGAGGACUCAAACGAUUUGUAAAAUUAAGAAAACGAGGAUGAUCAUCAGUCACAUCGUGAAGGCGAAAGUGUGCCCAUUAAGAUUUAGCACAGCUGA